This is a messenger RNA of Cyphellophora attinorum, 576 nucleotides long. Its product is annotated as Cytochrome c oxidase subunit 4, mitochondrial. Gene Ontology annotation, cellular component: mitochondrial envelope. Lineage: Eukaryota; Fungi; Ascomycota; Eurotiomycetes; Chaetothyriales; Cyphellophoraceae. The record is from RefSeq and is a predicted model, not a curated record. The transcript is spliced from 5 exons. Gene Ontology annotation, biological process: mitochondrial electron transport, cytochrome c to oxygen. Bases 1 to 576 code for a protein of 191 amino acids.
AUGUCUGUUGCACGGACAGCCUUCGCCCUGGCGAGGCGAGGCCCUCUGCGCGUUCCUAUACGCCGAACAUUUGCGACCUCCUCUCUGCGCAAGGCCAGCAAGUACGAAUUGAAGCCCAGCGACAAUCCGGGCAAGCUUAUUCCUUUCGAUGAGGUCAAGAAAGAGUCAGAUCUACUCGGACCCGGGGCUCCCCCUGGUACUAUUCCCACCGAUCUCGAGCAGGCCACCGGUCUCGAACGUCUCGAAAUCCUCGGAAAGAUGCAGGGCAUAGAUAUCUUCGAUAUGAGACCUUUACCGUCUGACCGUGUUGGCACGUUCGAGGAUCCUAUCGUCGUGAACUCAGCUGGCGAAGAGCUCCAAUGUGGUUGCACUGGCUGUCCAGAAGAUUCGCACCAUGUGCGCUGGGUGGUUGUAUCACGCGAUCGACCGUACGAGCGAUGCGACGAGUGCGGCAGUGUCUACAAGAUGAAAUACAUUGGGCCCCCUGACGACCCACACGACCACCAUCACCACCAUGGCUACUCGGAGCCUAAGACCAUGGCCGAUUACGUGAAGGAAGACUACUGGUACAGAUAA